CCUGCCUUCUGAAAGCAAUACUGUGUGAUUCUCUCGAGUGACUGCAGCCCGGGCUGAAUGCAAACACAGAGCUGAUGUCAAAAUCCGUGUGGGUGUGACCGCGAAGAUAUCCUUUUUACCAGACAACGACCUCCAGACUCCAGAAGGCAGGGAAGCAACAGCAGCAAGCUCGCUCUCUCCCUCACACAGUGUGUGUGUGUGUGUCUGAGGCAGCACCAAGGUCCUUCACAGCCUCACUCUCUCUCCUGAGCCUCCGGCAGCAAGAUUCGGGUGGAUGUUCACUCAUUUAAGAUGUUGAAGACGCACUUUGGGAAUCUGCGUAAAGUGGGGUCAGAAGGCUGCCUGUUGGACUGUGAGUUCCUACCCUGGACACGGCAGAUCCUGCCCUGGUGUAAACACUCAACGACUGACUGCCAGGAGGGGGCCAGGAUGGAGGCGCCCGCCAUUGAGGAGGCGAAGGUGGUCGUCUGUGAGGAGGGUCAGAAAGUGACCAUUCCCGAGGUACGGAUCGAGAAGGAGUACAGCCUGAGUGUCGACACACUGCACCAGCUGGCCAGAGACAGCUAUGAUGAAUCAGACAAGAGCUGCGACAGCCUGGGGCCCGGGGGUCAGGACACGGCCUACCGGCUGGGGGUGGACGACCUGGGCAUGUGGCGCACCUACAGCGAUGGCAAUUUGGCACGCGACGGCGAGAGGCGGGACUUCAUCUCCAGCAGCCAGCUGAAAGGCAAACAGAAAACCGAGAGCGGCUGGAGUCUGCCGUCGCCAAAGACUCUGAGGAAAGAGCGGGCAUUGGCAAGAGUGGCAGCCGCCAAGGAACACCUACGCUCCAUCUUCACUGGGUCCCGCAAGCACCUAGCCUCCAGUGCGGAAUCUGACCUGGGUUUGGAUUAUGCAGAGAAUGGUAGCAGAUCAAGGCGGAAGAAGCAACUGGGCAGUCGCCUGGGCUUCCUCCGGAAGUGGAAUGAUGCCUGUGCUAAGAAUGACUUGAAUUCCCUGAGGCCGACAGCAGAGGAAGUCGUGCAGUGGGGAGAAUCCCUGGGCAAUUUAUUAGCUCAUCGAUAUGGCCUGAUUGCCUUCAAAGGUUUCCUUCGCACGGAAUUCAGCGAUGAGAACAUUGAGUUCUGGCUGGCAUGCGAGGAUUACAGGAACACCAAAUCCAACAGCAAACUCACAUCCAAAGCCAAGAAGAUCUUCGAGGAGUUCAUCGAUACCCACGCCCCCAGGGAGGUUAACCUGGACUCUCACACCAGGGAAGUGACCUCCAAUAAUGUGCUGAGCCCCACCCGCUCGACCUUUGACCUGGCCCAGAAGCGGAUCUUCGGCCUGAUGGAGAAGGAUUCCUAUCCUCGCUUCCUGCGCUCCCAGUUCUACCUGGACUUGUCAGGCCCCGGGAAGCUGAACGGGGUGGUGUAGGGAGGGGGUGGGGGUGGGGGUGGAGGGUGAUCCUGAUCCACUGCACUCCAUCUCCCCUUCUCCCCCUCCCCCCAGGGUUUGCAUGCUGCCCCCAAACCCCCCACAACCACAGCGGCUCCCCCACCCCAAACCAACCCCCCCCAGGCCCAGGGGACAGAACCACAUCACAUCAUCCUUGACACAUUGCCUGCGACAUGAGGAGGAGAAUUAAUGGCCAUCUUCCUGGCUGCUGGAAUGACUCUGGAUGAUGCCACAUUCCUGGUUUUGGAAUGACUCUUGGUGAUGCCACGUUCCUGGAUUUGGAAUGAUUCUUGGUGAUGCCAUGUUCCUGCUUGGUGGAAUGACUCUGGGUGAUGCCACAUUCCCAGUUUUGGAAUGACUGUCAGUAAUGUCACAUUCCUGGUUUUGGAAUGACUCGAGGUGAUGCAACGUUCCUGGUUGGUGGAAUGACUCUGGGUGAAGCCAUGUUCCCGGCUGGUGGAAUGACGCUCGGUGAUUGGCCGGUUUAAGACAGAACUACAGUCAAGAAGAUGGAUGCUCUUGCCUCCCACCGUUGCUGCAGUGACCUCGCGGUGCCGUGCAUGUCUAUUUAUUGUCAGACUGUAUCCAAGAUGGCCGAAAGUGAAGGUGAUCCAGAUAGGGGUGUACCUGGCACCUCGCCUGUGAUAACUGUCGUUUAUUUAUUGUUUCCCCUGCCACCCUCUGGGCAGUGAUCACACUGAGAAAGGGUUGGCAUCUUUACUGACUUGGCUCUGUCCGGGUAGGGGCAUCAGGAUGGUUCACAUCAGAGGAUGGCAAUAGCUCAGUGGGUUCAGUUGUACCUCCUGGCCUGGCAUGGACGAAGGCUGCAGAUUCACAAGAUUCAGCUUUAACUUCCCCCUAUAUUAUUGUCACAUUUUAUUUAUUGUAUUUCAAAUGGCCUGCAUGUUCCCACCUCCCAUUUGCACUCACAACUAGGCCCUUCAGCCUCCACACCUGUGUCUAUGCUUUUGAAGCACCAUCCUUUUGGAAGGUGUACCCGCUGUAAGGUUGGGUAAGGAGUCUGUUCGACUGCCAGGGGCAUUGCAGGCAAACCUGCUACCCUUGCUGUGCCCACCCUGUCACAGAUCCACUCCCCCGGGAGCAGGAACAUCAUCCCUGCAGAACAAGUAUGGGAGUAUGGGGUGUAUGUUGUCACCACCUUGGCAGAGAGUACCCAGUGCCACGGGCAGCUGGGAAAUGAAGCAGGGCAGGACACUGAGCCGUCAGGACGUUGCUCUCAGCUGUGGGUACACCCAGGGAGCUGCCCACAACUAUGUGGAGGAGGCUUCACUUUCAAUACAAUCAAAGGUUUGGAACAAACUGUCCCUGUCCAUCAGAGACAGCAACAGAAACAUUCAGCGACCACAGUUUACACAUCACCCCACACCUGGUCUCUGACUCUGUGGUGACUUUAGACUGGAUGGUUGGGUCUUGGACUCAGUCGACAACUUUCCUUGCUAUCAGCCAAGUAAAAAGAAGCUAUCUAUUGCCAGUGGAACUGCAGGAAUAUUCCCAGGUGGUAUGGCUCCUUCCCAUAUUUUCCCUGCUCGAGACAGACUGGUUCAAACCCAAUUCCAGAUGAUUUCCUGGUCCUGCUCACAUCCCUGGCUUCGAGUCUGGUAGAUGACAGAUAUAGGAGUAGGCUUCAGUCAAAGGGAUUCCCAAUCACACUGUCAUUGGGAUUUAGAAUUUCACUCACAUUCCCAAUCUCACAGUCACUGAAAUUCUGAUUCCCGUUCACAUUCCCAGUGCAUUUACAUUCCCAAUCCUAGUCACAUUCCCAACUCCUUCAUGCUCUCAAUUUCAUUCAUUUUCCCAAUUCCAGGACACUGAUAGCUCCAAUAAAUUCCCAAUCCCCCAUUCAUGUUCCCAAUCCAAUUCCCUUUACAUAAUCUCAGCCCCAGAAACAAUCUCAUUCCCACUCAGUUUUAAUUUAAUACCCACCCUCCAUCCCAUUCACAAUAUCAGACCAAUUCAUGGUCUUAGCCAUGCCUUUUUAUUUAUGGGACAUGGGCAUUGCUGGCUGGCCCAGCAUUUAUUUCCCUGUCCCAUUCCAGCCUGAAAUAGAGGAGCUGAUUUAACCCCCCACAGUGUGGAUAGCAGCUGGAGGGCACGCUGUUCAUGUUCACACCCGCUGCUGGUUUACCUGCGGUGUUUAUGGCAGGAACCAGUUACCCCAUUAUCACGGGCCCUCAAAGCCCUGAGGUGAUUGUAAUGAACAUCAGUGCAACAGUGGUUAGUACAGGAACUUCCCACCUUGGGAUCUCCUGUGCACCUGACUGCAAUGGCCUCCAAAUGCCCAUUGUGCAGACCCUGUGCCUGCCCCACAUCAACUCACUGACCCUCUCAGCUAAGCUCAGUGACUUUUCCCCCAGUCACAAAAUUUUGAUAUUCCACUCCUCCAAAAUAGCCAGGUCCCACCAGGCUUUGAGCAAGACACCCAUGUUGGAACUGUUUUCAACUGCGUCCCCAGGGGCUUAAUAGCAGCCCGCUGUGGAAUACAGUGCAACCCAGCAUUAAUUUUGAAAUAUUCUAAAAUCCCCACGGACGUGAAAGCUAUUUGAAGGUACAAUCCCCACUGGCUGGGAGCAUUACACUGACCCGAGGUGAGUUUACAGUAAAGUGUCUGCACUGAUGUCUUGGUCCAUUAAAAAUAUCAAAUAAAAACAUGUUCAUUCUAACUGAGGCUUGGGCUACAGCGUCAGUGUACCGCGG
Chiloscyllium plagiosum (whitespotted bambooshark) is the source of this 4152-nucleotide messenger RNA. RefSeq names its product regulator of G protein signaling 3-like. Lineage: Eukaryota; Metazoa; Chordata; Chondrichthyes; Orectolobiformes; Hemiscylliidae. The record is from RefSeq and is a predicted model, not a curated record.